AUGUCACAGUUAGUCAACCAUACUCCCUUUAAUGUGCGCCAUGUCUUUCCCUUUUUGGACCGCGUCGUGUACUUGUGUCUCGGUGACGUCGUGUAUGCGGGGCCAACCCGCAACCUGCUGGAUUACUUCGGGAGCAUCGGAUUCCCUUGUCCACAACUUGAGAACCCGUUAAUGUACUACUUAUGUCUAUCGACAGUGGAUAGACGAUCCCGAGAGCGCUUCAUAGAAUCCAACCAUCAGAUCGCGGCGUUAGUUGAAAAAUUCAAGCUGGAAGGACAAGGUCUAAUGCAAGGCAACCUGAAUGAGCAUAGUCGUAUAAUUAAUCCAAACAAGAUUCAGUUGAAUUACGGCAAGCCAAGCGGCUUCAAAGUCAUUUGGAUGUUGUAUGUGAGAAUGCUCGUAUCAAUAUUCAAUUUAAAGAAGCACGGUAUAAAACAAAUGUGUAUGAGAUUAUUUUGUCUACCUAUAUAUUUUUUAAUACUGUGGCUCUUCUACAACGAGGCUAAGGACUAUCAAAGAACUUUUAUAACUAAGAGUGGACUUAUAUUUAACGCUAUGGUAGGCACCUACUUCAUCAGUAUAAUGAAUACUAUUUGUCUAUUUGGUCCAUAUAGAACAAGAUACUACCAAGAAACGCAAGAAGGACUGUACAGUGGCGCCAGUUUACUGCUCUCCUGGAAUUUGGUAUCUUUACCAUUCUCCUUCAUCAGUACAUUUGCCUCAGUCGCUAUAGUUUAUUCGAUAAUCGGGGAUAUGUCUGAAACAUUGGACUAUGUGUACUUCUCACUCGUGUUAUGGUCGUGCUACGUUUACACAGAGCAGCAGACCAUUGCCAUCAUGAUGUUCGUGAAGAACGGUCUAAUCGCGGCCAUUGUUAAUAUUUAUAUUACUUGUAUUUAUGUUAUGCUAGCUAGCGGCAUCUUGAGAUCAUAUAAAGGCUUUGAAGAGUGGCUGUAUUAUAUAACAUACAUAACACAUACACGGUACGCGUCGAUAUUCCUGCACCAAAAUGUGUUCAGACAACCCAUCUUCAACAACCUGCCAUACACGGACAACGAGAACUGCACGUCUAUAACCAGUCUUAUACAAACAUCAUCGAGUCUAAAUACAAAUUCGAACUCGAAUUGCAGAUAUGUGAAUGGCAAAGGAUUCCUGGCUGAAAGAUUCACAUCGAAAAAUUUCGUCGGUGAUAUUUACACUUCUGGAGAUUUCAACUUAGAGUUCAAUUUGGGAAUCUCGUUUGCCUUUUCAGUUGGUCUCAUGGUUUUCAAUAAGUUUUUAUAUCUCAUGCCACUGCCCAGUUAUAUCACAGAUAAAUUUAGAGAGUGAAAAUAGAAGUAAAUUGAUAUUAUUGAUUAGAUGUAACAAAUGUAACAAACGUAAAAUAUUAUUUAGAAAUUAA
Messenger RNA from Achroia grisella, 1402 nucleotides. RefSeq names its product ATP-binding cassette sub-family G member 5-like. Gene Ontology annotation, cellular component: plasma membrane. The transcript is spliced from 8 exons. The record is from RefSeq and is a predicted model, not a curated record. NCBI's taxonomy places the organism in Eukaryota, Metazoa, Arthropoda, Insecta, Lepidoptera, Pyralidae. The coding region runs from base 1 to 1329 and encodes 442 amino acids.